CCCUCAUACACAUAAAAAUAAUGACAUUAAACAGGACUGUGCUCAAUUCUGAGCCUUGGGGAACACCACCGCAGACCAGCUGCCAGCAGCACCAUUCACCACCACUCGCCGGGCCCGGUCACCCAGCCAGAUCUCAACCCACGAAGGGUACACCUGUCCAGGCCGCGGGCUGCCAGCUUUUCCAGGGGACUACGGCGGGGACCGGCGUCAAAAGCAGACGACACGGCCCGGCGCUGCUCUGGGCGCAGCGACAGGGACAGCGGGCAGCGGCCGGGCCCCGCAGUGCGGCUCGGGCUCCGCGGGCCCCGCUUUUCCCGAGAACGGGAAGCGGAAGGGACAGCGCCGCCGUCGGGGCGGGGCCGGGGCAGGGACCGGGGCGGAGCGGGGCCGGGGCGAUGCUGGCGGUGCUGGCCGCCGGCUGGUCCCUGCUGGCCGCCGCCUUCCUGGCGGCGCUGCUGCUGCUCCGGCGGGCCCCGGCGCCGCGGCCCGGUGGCGCUGGCCUGGUGAUCUCCGGCCUCUUCCAGGACCUCAUUCGCUACGGGAAGACGAAGCGCGGGUGCGGGCAGCUCCCUGGCUGGCUGCGGCUCCUGCAGGUGCCCAAGAGGUGGUUUACUCACUUUUAUGUGGUUUCUGUGCUCUGGAAUGGUUUUCUGCUGAUCUGUCUUUUCCGAGCUGAGUUCCUUGGAGAGUCAUUCCCAUCAUGGAUUCAGGACAUGCACCAUGCUCUUGGCAGAGAUUCUCAGAGCAAGGACACGGCAGACAGUGAGCACCUCUCUGCGCUCCUGGUUCUCUUGCUCCUUUGGCUGCAUAGCUGUCGAAGACUUGCAGAAUGCCUCUGGACCAGUGUGUUUUCCAGUGGUGUCAUUCAUAUCGUGCAGUAUUGCUUUGGACUUGGUUACUACAUUGCUGUUGGCUCAACUGUGCUGUGCCAAGUGCCUACUAAUGUCAGGAAUGGAAAAAGGCUUUCUGUGCAGAUCUGCUGGUAUCACAUUCUAGGAGUUAUGAUGUACGUUUGGGCCUCUCUUCACCAACACAGAUGCCUUGCAAUUCUAGCUAAUCUUAGAAAAAGCAGAUCAGGAAAGGUUGUAAGUCUGAGCCACAGCGUACCUUUUGGAGACUGGUUUGAGAGCGUUUCUUGCCCUCAUUAUUUUGCAGAGCUCCUCAUAUAUGUUUCCAUGGCCAUCACACUUGGAAUGCACAAUGUGACAUGGUGGUGUGUAGUGAUGUAUGUUCUUUUUAACCAGGCACUGGCUGCUGUUUUGUGUCAUGAGUUUUAUCAGAAAAACUUCAGCUCCUACCCAAAGCAUCGAAAAGCAUUUGUACCACUUGUUUUUUAGAGAAUUUUUUCUAUGAGUUUUUUUAUUUUCAUGAAAACUGGGAAUAUAAGAGAUUAAUGGUUUAUUAAAACCAAGGUAAAGUCGCACACUUUCUCUAAUUCUACCUCAAAAGCACAUAAUUUUAAUGAUAAUCUCGCCCAGGUGACAAAUUUCUGAGAAAAUGUAAGGUCUCUGCAUAUCAUGCAAGCUAAAAAAGGUUUACUGAAGACCUUAAUUCAAAGUGGAGAGAUGCUAACUGUGUCUUUUCUCUUUUAAAAUUAUAUCUUAUGCAUAAAACACUUGCUGGUGUGUAGCAAGUCCAAAUUCAUAUAUGUGAAAACUAUUGAAAGGAGGGAUGAUUCCCUCCUUUGAACUACUGUAUGUCAUGUCUUAACUAAUAUUUAAGCAUGUUUCUUUCCAAGUCUGUUUCCUUUGAAUCACCUCAGAGGGAGGAAAAUUGUGUAUCUUUCUGUGCUUCCCUGGUGACAAUGAAAACCAGCCUCUCUUUACAACCGUAAGCACAAAAAGCGAUGGAGAACGCUGCGGUGGAGGAGUGACUCAUGCUCAGCAGUGGAGAUAAACAGGCCCGUUCGCUGCAUUGUCUGUUCUGCACCACUGUGGUUUUGUUCAUUGAUGAAGACUGCUUUAUCCCUAAACCGGGAAAUAGUGGAAGGUCCUCUGGCUAAAAAGACAGCAGAAGAGAAUUUGCAGAAAAUUAAUGUUCUUUGUUGUGGUUCUGUUGUCUUUAUAGUGGGUUAUUGGGAGUCCCUCGUGUCCCCUCGUAGAGGGGACAGCUGUGCAGAUGACCAUGACCAUGACUACACUGGUUUCUAAACAGAUAUAAUGAGCUGCCAAGGCAGAGCACACACAGAAAACAGUACCUGACAAGCAUUUCAAAGAAAUUCUUAACUGGGGAGAUAAUGUAACUCAGCACAGGGACUUUUUUUGCACUUAACUGUUGAAUAUUUUGGUCCUUCUCGUGACACAGGUGUGAAUGGUCAGUUUGUGUGAUGAAGUGAUAUGGGUGCUGGUGUUUCUGCAUGUUGUCUACUUACAUGCAUACAUUAUUUUGUAUAUAAGAACUAUUUUUAUUCAAUUAAGUAUAUCUUAUGAAUUGCCUAAUUAAAGGCUUA
Passer montanus (Eurasian tree sparrow) is the source of this 2449-nucleotide messenger RNA. It is a transcript of the gene SRD5A3, whose product is annotated as steroid 5 alpha-reductase 3. Gene Ontology annotation, cellular component: endoplasmic reticulum. The transcript is spliced from 5 exons. Bases 21 to 1337 code for a protein of 438 amino acids. The record is from RefSeq and is a predicted model, not a curated record. Gene Ontology annotation, molecular function: 3-oxo-5-alpha-steroid 4-dehydrogenase activity. Gene Ontology annotation, biological process: dolichol-linked oligosaccharide biosynthetic process; polyprenol catabolic process. Lineage: Eukaryota; Metazoa; Chordata; Aves; Passeriformes; Passeridae.